CCUCCGUACGUGUGACGUAAAGACCACAUGACACAGUGACGCAGGACGCAGCUUCAGUCUGCGUUCCGCUAGCCAGCCUGCCGCAGGGGGGUUUCCAUCAUGGCGUCCAUGCAGAAAAGGCUGCAGAAGGAGCUGUUAGCGCUGCAGAAUGAUCCUCCCCCCGGAAUGACCCUGAACGAGAAGAGCGUGCAGAACACGAUCACACAGUGGAUCGUCGAUAUGGACGGUGCCCCAGGAACACUGUAUGAAGGAGAGAAAUUCCAGCUGCUUUUUAAGUUCAGUAGUCGAUACCCCUUCGAUUCACCUCAGGUCAUGUUCACUGGAGAGAACAUCCCUGUGCAUCCCCAUGUCUACAGCAAUGGCCACAUCUGCCUGUCUAUCCUGACGGAGGACUGGUCCCCAGCGUUGUCCGUGCAGUCGGUCUGCCUUAGCAUUAUCAGCAUGCUGUCCAGCUGUAAAGAGAAGCGACGCCCCCCUGAUAACUCCUUCUAUGUAAGAACGUGCAAUAAGAACCCAAAGAAAACGAAAUGGUGGUAUCACGAUGAUACCUGCUAAUGAGUAACUUUGUCAUGCUCCUGAAGAAAGUCCUACAGAGUAUAUAAGCACUUUUAAUGAUUCAGUCUUUGAACUUUGACCUCUGACUGGAACGAUGGACCCGAUAUGCUGAAGACCUCCAGGCCUGUUGUUGGAUGCAUGUUUAGCAGUUGUGAAGAUGACAGAAUGUAAUGCACCCAACGUGGAUCGAUUCAGAGUUGGCAGGGAGAACUUGUUUGAAAUUAUUCCUUUAUUAUUAUUAUUUUUUAAUGAUUUUAUUGUCCUUCUGUAUUGUGCAAUAACUGAAUCCUGCUUGGGCCUACAAGAGAAACUCCAAAUCACAUAGGUUGUGAGUGUAAGGGAUUUAAGAAUCGUAACCCCAAGAACAUCAUCUUUUCGUUUUUAACUUUAAAAAUAUGCACUGUGACAAUAAUUAUGGAGGUACGUUAACAACUUUUUAGCAUUUGAUUAUUCUGCUACAGCACCACACUUUAUAUUUUCUUUCUUUAUCUGAUGAGGCGUUUGAAUUCUGAGCUGAAGGGGUUAUUUAUUUUCGAGUUUUGACCGUAUUCCAGACCGGUCAUCCUUGCCCGGACGUAAUGAACUGGCCUGAUUUUCCACCACUGCACGCUCGUCAGCUCUCGACGUUGGAACACAGCUGAAAUGAAAUCAGUUCGGGCUUUUUGUUGCAUUUUUUUGUGUACAUGUUAUCUUACGGCUCAUGAUUGAAUCUUCUGAAAUGUCCCAUUUUCGAAGCCGUCUGUGCGCGCGCGUGCAUGCAUUUGUGGUUCGGCUGAUGGUUGGGAGGAGGCCUGGGGGGGUCGUCUUUGGCGUGGUCGGGCCCUUUGAGCUCCCUCGCCACCAACACGCGUCUUGUAAAAUAGUUUGACGUAAAGAUCACAGGAUUAGACUAGAUAGAGAUUUCGCUCAUCGUGGUUCAUCUGGCUCAGGUACUUUUUGAAUUAAUAAAAUCCACUAUAAAACUCCUAGGUAAUAUUUUGCAUUCGAUUUGAAAUAUUUUCACCAAAAAGACUGUUACGAUGUUAAGUACAGUGAGUAUAAGGACACUGUUAGGUUUUUAAAUUGUUAUAUAUAAAAAACCUAAGUUAGUAAUGAGUGCUAGGGUCAUAAUAGACAGUCCUCACUUUAUAUAAAUGUGUUUUUCUUUUAAAAAUAUUUUAAUAUAUUGCCUGUAAUAUAAAGCCUGUGUAUGGUAUGUUUUCUAAAGAUUGUACCUUCUUUGUUCCGGAGGUCUUCUUGAAGGUUCUCCAUGGGGAUAGGAGGUUCAUUACCUGGAGCGCAUUUAGCGUUGGUGCAUCUAGGCCUGUACAGUUACGGUAAUUAGAAAUGAUUAGUGCGGCAAUGACAGGGACAGUUUGAGGCGCUGUAGCUCACGAGGAGCCCUUUUGAAGUGUCCCUCUGCCCCGGGGCUCGUAGAGACGUCGCGACCUUCUGCCCGCCAGCGGUCGGAUCCGAAGGAGAACCGCUGACGUGUGUCACCUGUCCAGAGUUCUGGAAUCUUCCUUCCCGGCACCAUGCCCACUUUACUUCUUGUACGUUUCCUCUGAUUGAUAUCCGGAGGUGGCGGCCGGACUGCGUUUGCUCGCUUUCUAGUGAAGGGUUUCUGUCUGCGAAUGGCACCGGAGUAGCUCAGAUAAAGCGCAGACCCAGUUGGAGUGUCAUGUCGUCGUUGGGAUUUGUGGCCGUCGAUGUUGAGAGAGAGAAGCACAGAGCGCGUGCGAGCGGCGCCUCUCCCAACUGGCGGUUCCGCUCCCUUCAAAAUGGAACAUAGUAGUGAGUCUCUCUAUUGCAGUGUUUCCCAAUCCGGUAUCCCCCCCACCCCCCCCAACCCUAACCC
This is a messenger RNA of Brienomyrus brachyistius, 2392 nucleotides long. It is a transcript of the gene ube2wb, whose product is annotated as ubiquitin conjugating enzyme E2 Wb. Lineage: Eukaryota; Metazoa; Chordata; Actinopteri; Osteoglossiformes; Mormyridae. Bases 100 to 555 code for a protein of 151 amino acids. The transcript is spliced from 6 exons. The record is from RefSeq and is a predicted model, not a curated record.